AUGAUUAAUCAAGUUAGAAGAUCAAGAGUCGUUAGCUUGUCCAACAACAUUAAUAAGUACCAACAAUUGGUGUUUGAUCGUGAAACAGUUCAUCGCAUGUUCACUAAUCAAAUAGGAAACAAGGUUUUACAUCAACAAGCACAGGAUGCUUCUUCUACUAAUGCUGCUGGACAAGAUAUUUCCAAGUGUCCAUAUCAUCAACAACCACAGCAACCACCACAAGUCAUUAAAUCAUUUGAUGAAAUUCCUGGACCAAAGGGUUUGCCACUUGUUGGUAAUUUGUUCCACAUCAUGAAAGGAGUCAAGAAGAACGCCUCUCCUUACUUUGCCUCAUUAUGUGAAGAGUAUGGAGAAAUUGUUAAACUUGAUGUGGUGGGAAAGAAAAUGCUAUUCUUAGGUAAUCCAACUGAUAUGGAAUAUCUUUACAAGCAUGAAGAAAGAAGAAAUGUUGUUGAUCCAUCUAGAAAGUUUAAACUUGAAAGAGGGUUACCAUUAACUCCAAUUGAAAUGUAUUUGCAUGAACCAUGGAAUGAAACACGUCAACUUUAUAAUAUUGCAAUGAAACCAGACUUCCAAACUCAAGUUACUUUGCCACAAUUAACUGAAAUUAAUGGUGAAUAUAUUAGAAGAAUUAUCAAAUAUUUGGAAGAAACUGAUAAUCCAGAAAAGUUUAGAUUAGUUGAUGGUGUCGGUGCUGUUUCAAGAUAUGGAUUUGAUGCAGUGUUGAAAGUUUUUCUAGGUGCUAAACUCACAGACGAUGUAACUAAAACUUUCCCAUUCGAUGUUGCUGAUUUCGUUAAAGUUUCCACUGAAUUCCUCGAUGAUCCCCUUAGACUCAUUUCAAAACCAUCUCUCUACAAGUAUUUCAAAACAGCCGAGUACAAGCAAAUGGAACAAGCUAUGGAAAAGUCUUUAUCUUAUGCCAAUUAUGUUAUGGAUAGAUUUAAGAAUAAUCCAAGUGAUAAGCCAAGAUUUUAUGAAACUUUAAUGGAACGUUCUAAGGACGAACCAAAUCAAAUUGCCCUCGUUCAAUCUGUAAUGAUUACGUUCUUACAAGCAGCCAUUGAUAUUACUAUGAGGUAG
Naegleria gruberi is the source of this 1083-nucleotide messenger RNA. RefSeq lists its product as uncharacterized. Lineage: Eukaryota; Heterolobosea; Eutetramitea; Acrasida; Naegleriidae. Bases 1 to 1083 code for a protein of 360 amino acids. The record is from RefSeq and is a predicted model, not a curated record. The transcript has a single exon. Gene Ontology annotation, molecular function: oxidoreductase activity, acting on paired donors, with incorporation or reduction of molecular oxygen; heme binding; monooxygenase activity.